CUUCAAAGCUUGAAAUCCACGCAAGGAAACAAUAGACAUGCAACUUAUGAUUUUCAAUUGUUGCAUUGGACUCGAGCGCGAGCGAGGCCCGGCUCCGGGCCUCCCGCGCCCAACGUUGCGGCCAGGCCCAGCCUACCCCGCCGCUACCCUUCUUCGAAGCUUCUAGGUCGCCUUGACGCACUAUUCCCAAGGCCUCCAGCCUACUUCAGCUCAAAUUCUAGAGCGCUGGCACAAACCAAACUUUGGCAUUUCGCGGCCAGACCCGCUUAAUAGCUGGCACCCUUACAUAAACGACGCACGCUGGACACAUAGCGAUAUGGCAAAGCCAAAUACGGUCAACUCGGCAGAGCAGGUGCCGGACCCAUGGACCAGUGGACGCCAGACCAGGGUUUUGUUCCACGCCCUCCCUCUUGGCGCUGUCCGGGGUCUGAUCCUGGGCGCGCAGCACAUAGCCGGCGGAGGGGCCAGCUCAUGACGGCGUCGCUGAUGACGUCGGCACGCAUGUGCGAGCCGUCAAUGUACACCAGGUCAAACACAGGCCGCGGAACCAAAGCCAGCUGAGAAGGAGGUUGUGGCGCCGGCUGCCCCUGCUGCUGAGGCAGCGGAGCACGAAGGAGCGGCGGCGUGGGUGCAGACGCGUCUGCUUUGGACGGCGAGGCCGGAGCAGCAGCCUCGGGCGUGGCGGUGUCCGCCGCACUGACGUUGGUGGCGCGCGCACGACCAGCCGCAGGGGGCGCCGGCGGCUCCAGGUGCUGCGACUGCGACUGCGCCGACGGCGACUGCGGCUGUGCCGGCGGCAGCAGCUGCAGCGCCUCCACCAGCAGCAGUGGCAGCGCCGCCACGCUGUGCAUGUGCAGGAAGCGCACGCGGCCGCGCUCGCCGCUGGCGUCCAGGUUGGCCUCGAACACCUGAUGGAGGGCGGGGGAGGGCGCGGGGCCGGGGUGUCUUGGGGGGCGUGUAUACGUGUGUGUGUGUGUGUGUGUGUGUGUGUGUGUGUGUGUGUGUGUGUGUGUGUGUGUGUGUGUGUGUGUGUGUGUGUGUGUGUGUGCGCGCGCGCGCGCGCAAGGGAUGGGUGGAUGGGUACAUCCGCGUGGAUGGCGGUGCGGUGCAGAGCGGCGUGCGGCGCGUGGGCUGCGCGGUGUGCUGCUGUAUGUGACGCAUUCCGCUACGGCGCACUCGCGAUGGCGACCCAUGUCUCUAUCCACACAUCCAUACACCAUGCCACACAACGCUGCGGCCACACGGCAGCGCACAACAGCAUCGCGCAUUUCACCGCGCAAUGCACACGCGCACACACGGCCACACGGCUACACACGCACAGUCGCACGCACCUGGCGGUUGCGUGCGAAGGGCGGGUGCACGUGCUCGAAGGGGUCCACGCACACAAGGCCGGACCCGGGCCCGGUCAGCACGUGGCGCAGCAGCCACAGCGCCGAGCAGCCCUCCCAGCUGCGGGCAGGGGGCGUGGUGGUGCGUGGUGUGUGUGUGGGAUGCGUGCUGUUUAGUAGGAGUUGGGGACCGGGAGGAAGUGCAGGCGGGGCACAGGACCGGGAGGAAGGGCAGGCGGAGCACUUCAGAUUGACAGAGCUACUUGUUGUUGUGCACCAGUGCGUACAUGGCUCCGGAGCUGGCCGCUCCAGCCAACCUCGAGCCGCUCGCUGGGGACGGGCACGCGCUUGCAUCCGUGCCUUACUUCAUUC
Messenger RNA from Chlamydomonas reinhardtii, 1700 nucleotides. RefSeq lists its product as uncharacterized. The transcript is spliced from 2 exons. The record is from RefSeq and is a predicted model, not a curated record. The coding region runs from base 364 to 561 and encodes 65 amino acids. NCBI's taxonomy places the organism in Eukaryota, Viridiplantae, Chlorophyta, Chlorophyceae, Chlamydomonadales, Chlamydomonadaceae.